Molecule: messenger RNA, 978 nt
Organism: Emys orbicularis (European pond turtle)
Lineage: Eukaryota; Metazoa; Chordata; Testudines; Emydidae
Product: serum amyloid P-component-like
Exons: 4
Coding region: 1-978 (325 amino acids)
Biological process (GO): innate immune response
Molecular function (GO): complement component C1q complex binding
Source: RefSeq, a predicted model, not a curated record
AUGAAGCUGAAAGAGAAAGAGGCCCUAGAAGAGGAAAACGAGAGGAGGUAUAAUCUGGACAUGAUGGAAAAACAUGGACAGAUCCCAGCAUCACCAGUCUCUCCAUCCAAUCAAGGAACCCUCAGCUUGGACAAGUUGUGUCCUGCAUACGGAAAGGUCUGUGUGUUCCCCAAGGGGUCCAACGAUGCAUGUGCCAUCCUGUCGCCAAGGCUGGAGCAGAGCUUCACCAUGUUCCUGAGAUCCUUCAGCCAGCUGGCCCAGCCCUACGGCCUCUUCUCCUAUGUGAAGAACAUGGAGAAGCUGCAGCUUUGGCUCCUCGUCCUCAUUGGCCUCUCGGGAGCUGUCACCCAGACAGAUCUACACGGCAAAGUGUUCGUGUUCCCUAAGGCGUCUGCAACUGCCCACGUCAUCCUGAAGCCGAGGCUGGAGCAGCCGCUGUGGAACGUCAGUGUGUGUCUGAGAUUCGGGUGCGACCUGACCCGGGCCUACAGCCUCUUCUCCUACGCCACCAAGGCCAAGGACAACGACUUCCUCCUCUUCAAACCCAAGCCCGGGGAGCUCAGACUGUACGUCGGAGGCGAACUCGUCACCUUCAAAGUCCCAGAAAGAACAGACACAAGCACUGGGUGGGUGCACGUCUGUGCCAGCUGGGAGUCCGCCACCGGCAUAGCCGAGCUCUGGGUGAACGGGAGCCCCUUACCCAGGAAGGGGCUGAAGAAAGGCUACUCUGUCAGCAACCAGGGUGUGCUUGUCCUGGGGCAGGAGCAGGACACCCUGGGGGGUGGGUUCGACAUGAAUCAGUCGUUUGUUGGGGAAAUCACAGAUGUGUACAUGUGGGACACUCUGCUCUCCCCGGAUGAAGUUAGCCUUGCCAUGAGCAAUGGGGUCCUGCCUCAUCUCGUCCUUGACUGGAGAACCCUGAGCUACGAGACCAAGGAUUAUGUUGUCAUUAAACCCAGCCUGCUCCCAGUGUACUGA